AUGUCCCAUCCCAACGACGAGAUCGAGAAGAGAAGCAGGGCUAUCACUCAUACGGCCACACAACUGAAAGCACCGGAUUCCUGGGGUAUCUCCGAUACCAAGCUGUUCUUGCAAGAAAUAUCCACUGGAGCUGCCGUUACGAGACACUGUGCAGCCUUCGAGAUCCACGUCCAGGGCCUGCCAGUAUGGCUUCGCAACAUUGAUUUCAUCCGGUCCGCCACCAUUCGUGGCUCACGUAUGCGACGAAUCAAGGUUCCAAAGAUCAUGGACGACCUCAACAUGUUCAGGCUGUCCGGACUGGCCACCUUCAUCGUCUUGUGCUGUCGUUACAGUGAAGACGAAGAUAACAUUAACAAAAUGGUCGAGCUGCUCGUGGUUGGUGAGCUAGGUACCAUAAUAAAGAUCGAUAGGGAUCUUUAUCCUCAAGUACCGUACACUUUCAAGGGCCACAUCGGUACCUUCAUCACGUCCUGCCUGGAUGCCGAUCGAGAUUCAGAUACAUCCCGUCAAGUCAACACCUGGAUGGCAGAGCUUCACGAUUUCGGCGAACUCACUUGGCACAGUAAAGACUUGUUCAUUCGAGAAAAACAAGCAAGCAUUGACCUCAUGAAAGAGCUGUUCGGAGCAGCAGGCCUCGAGGAGGACAUGGCCCGGCGUGCGGGACAGUCGUCCCAAGCGUCAGCCACAGACGACCAAGCUGGAGGCUGGGCCAAGAUUCACAAUACGCUUCACUUGACAACUGCAUAUAUCGCACUUGCGGCAGCUGCUCAUAAAGCCUGUGUUGUUGUCGAAUGCAUAUCAAGCCGCGGAUCGAAAAGUUUCCCGAAGGAACUGGACUCGGAGGAGCAGAAAACCGCGUUCCUUGUCCGACUAUGGCUGGUCCAGCCUCCAGAACACGUACGAAGCAUUCUACGGCAGUCAGGUCGCACUUUCACGUCCGACGUCGAGAAUCAGCAUGACAUGCGUGAGGAUGGCGACGAGGAAGUAGUUGUGGUGGGCGGAACUCUCGAGCUUGCUACAUGGAUUGCAAGAAAGCUUGAGUUCAGGAUCAGCCUCACUGAAAACAUGGAAGCAGAAUCAUUUCUUGAGCUAUGGAGAGCUGGAGUCGAGUACGGCAAGAAGCUGCGCUGGUCAACCAAAAGACGUUUGUCAACCGCGACUUUCGGGAUACUUCUUUUCGCCCUUGAAACCCCCGAGCAACGUUCCAACUUGCCAGUCGAGGCAUUGCCUCUAUGUAAAGCUUUGCUCAGCAUAGAUAAACGACUGAGGCCUGUUGCGAGGGACGUUGCCAAGAUAGUCCAUGGGUUCUAUCGUCUGGACGACUAUUCCUCCUUCCUUGGGGAAGAUGAAGGUGUCGCCGAUUCGGAGUACGUGAAGGCGAUGCACUUCGUCAUAACCUCGAUCUCCAUCCAGGCUCUAUGCAACACCAUGAACCCAGUUGGCGACAGCAUCGACUCUUACGCCCUGAAUCUUGCGACUCUGAAUGGUGGAACCAGAGAUCUUGACUCCUCCUUACAGCGGCCUCAGUUUGGGGAGGGGCUCAAUUUCGAAAUACAGAGCACCAUCGACAUCCAAGGGCGGGCUCCUCAGACCUUUGUUGAGUUGACCAAGUCCGAUCUAUUAGAUCUCAGGGGCUUCACAGUGAAAGGCAAUGCUGGUGUCAUUGUCAAGGGACUAGGAGAUGCGGCAUGGGCUACGUUUGCCCUCGGAUGUGCGGCUGGUCCCUCGGUCAGCACUCAUCACCUUCUCACCUUCAUUUACCGCGGCGAUCCCACAUAUUUUGACAUCGAGGAGUUCCGUGGAAAUAUGAACGAAGGUCAAGUAAUCAUCAUGGUGCCAUAG
Messenger RNA from Diaporthe citri, 1842 nucleotides. RefSeq lists its product as uncharacterized. The transcript has 4 exons. NCBI's taxonomy places the organism in Eukaryota, Fungi, Ascomycota, Sordariomycetes, Diaporthales, Diaporthaceae. Bases 1 to 1842 code for a protein of 613 amino acids. The record is from RefSeq and is a predicted model, not a curated record.